CGCUUCGAAAAACUUUUCAGCUCGCGAUAUCUGCGAUGGAUUUUUAUUCCGUCGUUCCAACUGCACAUGCGAACGCUUGGAUUCGCUGUAAAACUGUUCUCCCGUCGACCGAUAACACUGAACCUACGAAACUUUCGCGAGUUAAGUCAUUGCCUCCGCGGACCAUGUUGUUACAGUUUUUUACAGCUUGAUGGGCUGCGGCCAAGACGAGGCCAUGCGCAGUGUAGGGAUGCCUAGUUAAGGGCCUUUUUUUUUUCCCCUGAAACGGUUAUAUUUGUGUCCAUUGCCGUGGUUGUCUAGCAAGAUGGAAGACUUGGAACGGUUGCGGCAGCCGUGGGAGCCAAACGAGCACUGGGCCAUGCGCCGAGAGUUCAUCCGGCGGCACCGGAACAGAUUUCCAGAGACCCGACUGCUCUGUUUGGCCCAGACAUUUGUGAACAUGGAACUGCUUGGGUGCGCCUACCCAGCUCGCGUAGCAGAGCUUGUGCGCGAGCUAGCGAAAGACGUGCCGAGGUCGGAGCGCGCCAAGGCUCCCGCAGUUGCGCCGGUCGCCUUCGUGAGGGCCAGCGACCUGUCGCCAGAAGAAGCUUCGUUACAAGCUACUGCAGAGUCGUAUACCGCUGUGCCAGACAGACAGCAGUUUGUGGGCGGCUUUGCGAACAGGGCUGGCCUCGGAUCCAAGCCGCGCAAACAACCGGCUGGCGGUGAUGAUUCUCACCUCAGCAACGCCGUGCCUACAAGGCAGCAGUUUGUGAGCGGCUUUGCGAAUAGGGCUGGCCUGGGAUGCAAGCCGCGCAAUCAACCGGCUGGCGGUGAUGAUUCCCUCGACCCUAGCAACGCUGUGCCUACCAGGCAGCAGUUUGUGGGAGGCUUUGCGAACAGGGCUGGCCUUGGGUUCGAGUCGCGCAAGCGGUCGGCUGACAGUAGCGAUUGUCCGGACUCUGCCAGCACCGCGAAGCUUGCGCGAAAGCCAACCGACAAGCCUUCGGAGAAGAGUGUCCUCGCGCGAUCCGAAAGAUCGCCGCCUCCAGUCGAUUCCAAAGAUUCUACUAGGCUCCCGAAAUUCCAGGCCGCGGCGCAGAUGAUCAGAGACGACGUAAUCAGCGGGCCCAACACGCUGGACAAGAUGCAGCAGGUGUUCUCUAAGUGCGGCUUCAGUCUGGACGUGCAGUUCGAGGAGCAGCCUGCCCAGAAACAGAAACCACUCACGUUCGAAUGUGUUGUAUGCUCGGACGGUGAAACACUGGGAAAAGCGUCGGCCUCUAACAAAAAAGAGGCAAAGCGCCUCGCUUUCCAGGUAAUCUGGGACAGUUUCUCCCGUGUUCCCGACAGCCCCAAGACUCCCGUACGCGUGCAGGCGCCGUUUCGCAAGUUCGAACAGAGUGGCAGCCGUGUUAAUUCCGCAAAGCAGCAAACCAGCCCCGAGAAGGAUUGCACUCAACAGAAUUUGGCAGAUGAUGAUGGCAUGCUAAAUCUAGAAACACUGGUUGUGGUUCAAGCAUUGAAUUCUUCCUGUGAUGUUAUGUCAACCUUGAGUAGGACAGCAUGUGCAAACAGGCUGAGAGGCACUUUCGAAGUAGAGAGUACAGAAUCUGGGUACAAAUGCACAUACAUACUUGGGCACUGCGAAAUCAAGCACGGUGUAGCCGAGACAAAGCAGGAGGCAAAGCUCGAAGCAGCCUCUGCAUCCCUGGCAUACCUUCAGAGUGUAGCUCCUACACUUAGGAUGAAACGGCGUGUAGAUGGACAUGGUCCUGAGUUGACCAAGAACACCUUUGGCACUCCUGGUGAAAGCAAUGCCCAGGAACAAAUAACCUCUGAAAACAUUGGCCAUAAGCUGCUGAAGAUGAUGGGUUGGAGUGGUGGUGGGAUAGGAAAGGAAGGUCUUGGCAUUGUGGAACCUGUUAUGCUUAAGGAAACAUGUGGCCGGAAGGGCCUUGGCUUCAGCGGGGGCCCUGCCCGCAUGGGUAGCAACUUCAAGACUAAGGUUCAUCAGGUGCUCAAGGAGUUUGCAGACACAGUGGUGCUGCAGGACCUUGUGUUUUCGCCCGAGUUUGACAAUGAGGAAAGGAAGUAUGUGCACUCGGUGGCGCGCAGGUACGGCCUCAAAAGUGUAAGUGUGGAUGGACCAUCGGGCAGGUUUCUCACUGUGCGUCACAAACUAUCUGUGCGGCAGCUUGUGGAUACGAUCCUUACCUCGGGACCAACAGAGAAGUAUGAAGUUGUUCUGCCAGGACAGCAAGAUUCUGACGAAGAUAGUUGACGCUUAUCACUGAGAUGAGAAGUUGCUGCAUAGUGCUGCACUGUAUCGCGACAGUGAGUGAAAGAAUGCGUUCCAGCAAUGGCCACCGAUAAAAAUUGCACUGCAGCAAAUGAAACCAGAUUGCAAUGAUUGUGUGAAUAAAAUGGACUUACGCAAGCA
This is a messenger RNA of Dermacentor silvarum, 2422 nucleotides long. RefSeq names its product NF-kappa-B-repressing factor. The record is from RefSeq and is a predicted model, not a curated record. The transcript has a single exon. NCBI's taxonomy places the organism in Eukaryota, Metazoa, Arthropoda, Arachnida, Ixodida, Ixodidae. Gene Ontology annotation, molecular function: nucleic acid binding. The coding region runs from base 305 to 2263 and encodes 652 amino acids.